AUGGCAUCGCAAGCUAUUACGUUGUGGGAAGUCCACAAAUGUGUUUUGAGAGAUAAGCUUAUUCAGCUUGGUUCAUAUAUGAAGAAGCAGAAGGAGGGGCAAAGGUUGAUGUUCUUACCGAAGAUUCAGGUGCUAGAGACAUUCCAUAAGGCUGUGCCUGGGGAUAUCCUUGCAGAGUUUGCUAAGGAUAGACAAUCUGUGAACAAACUUAUGUUGGAUAAAGUUAAAUUAGAUUUUCGGAGGGGCGAAAAAUCAACUCCGGGCUGCUUCGGCUAUCCUCUGAGCAUCUUCUUCAUCGUCAUCAAUGAGUUCUGUGAAAGGUUUUCUUACUAUGGAAUGCGAGCGGUGUUGGUUUUGUACUUUAAAUACUUUCUACAAUGGGAUGACAACCUUGCCACGGUGGUUUAUCACACUUUUGUUGCUGUGUGUUACCUGACUCCAAUCCUAGGAGCGAUCAUUGCUGACUCCUGGCUGGGGAAAUUCAAGACCAUUGUCUAUCUGUCUAUUGUUUAUGCAGUUGGUCAGGUCAUUAUGUCUGUAAGUUCCAUUCAUGAUCUUACUGAUGCAGACAGGAAUGGAACCCCGGAUACUCUUGGUCUCCACAUUGGGCUAUCAAUGCUUGGCCUGAUCCUGAUUGCUUUUGGAACGGGAGGAAUUAAACCCUGUGUAGCAGCCUUUGGUGGAGAUCAGUUUGAUGAAAGCCAGGAUAAACAGAGGAGUACGUUCUUCUCCAUAUUCUAUCUUUCAAUCAACGCUGGAAGCCUUCUGUCCACUAUUAUAACUCCUAUUCUCAGAGGAAUAGAAUGUGGCAUCUACAAACAACAGAAGUGCUAUCCCCUGGCGUUUGGUGUGCCUGCUGCGCUGAUGGUAGUUGCUCUAGUUAUAUUUAUCAUUGGAAGUGGAAUGUACAAAAAAGUGUCUCCGCAGGGUAACAUAAUAGUUAAAGUUUGCAGAUGCAUUGGGAGUGCCAUCAGAAAUAGAUAUAGAAAUCGCAGCAAAUCCAUCCCCAAGAAAGAGCACUGGAUGGACUGGGCACAAGACAAUUAUGAUGAACUUCUUGUCGAGCAAAUAAAGAUGGUCCUUAAGGUCCUAUUUCUUUAUAUUCCACUGCCAAUGUUCUGGGCACUUUUUGAUCAGCAGGGCUCAAGAUGGACUCUUCAAGCCACCACUAUGGAUGGGAACUUUGGAGCUAUCCAAAUUCAGCCGGAUCAGAUGCAGACUGUGAAUCCAAUAUUGAUUAUUGUCCUUGUGCCAUUUGUUGAUAUUGUACUAUAUCCUCUUAUUUCAAAAUGCAAUUUGAGUUUCACACCCCUGAAGAAGAUGACAGUUGGAAUGUUUCUUGCUGCUAUGGCAUUUGUGGUUGCUGCCAUUAUACAGCUACAGAUUGAUAAAACUCUGCCAAAAUUUCCAUCCAGUAGUGAAAUAGACAUCAAAGUCAUAAAUAUAGGAACUGAAAAUGUUAGUAUUUCUUAUGGAGAAUAUAUGCAACCUCCUGCCAAUGUUUCCCUAUCAUUGGAACAUUUACAGGCAAGUGACUAUGAGAAGCUUCCGACUAACAGUUCCAUCCAUUUUACCUAUGGAAAUGUGACAAAAGAACUUCUUAAUGAUUUUCCUGGCAAGACUCGAUACACAUAUAUUGUAACAAAUCAAGACAACUUGAGGACAGAAUGGGCUACAGAUAUUACCAAGAAACCAGAGCAAGGAAACAAUGCGAUCAGGUUUGUUAAUAAUCUCCAAGAAAUGUUAAACGUGACGGUGGCUGGUCAAAAUAUUGGAGAAGUUCUACCAUUCAGCAUUUCCAAUUAUACUAUGUUAACUUUAGGAAUAAAAGAAAUAAAAGGUGUUACUGAAAGUGGGAAUAACUGUUCUGUGCAGUCAUUAAAAUUUGGUUUUGGAAGCUCUUACACGAUAAUCAUUAACGAGUGCGCAACUAACAUGUCUAUUGAAUAUGUUGAGGAUAUUAAAGCCAACACCGUUCAUAUGGCUCUUCAGAUUCCUCAGUAUUUCCUUAUGACUGCCGGGGAAGUUGUCUUCUCAGUUACAGGGCUGGAAUUCUCAUACUCUCAGGCACCAUCCAACAUGAAAUCCGUACUUCAGGCCGGAUGGCUGCUAACAGUGGCUGUAGGUAAUAUCAUUGUCCUUAUUGUGGCUGGAGCUGCUGGUCUUAGUGAACAGUGGGCGGAGUACGUACUCUUUGCUGCUCUCCUAGUGGCUGUAUGCAUUAUCUUUGCAAUCAUGGCCUAUUUUUACACCUACAACGAUCCUGCCGUUAUUGAGGCCCAGUUUGAUUCUGACGGAAAGAAAAAGAAAGAGAAAGAGAAGGAAAUAGAGGCUAUGGGCGUUGAACUUGAAAUUAAUGAUGGAUCUUACUCACAAACCAAAAUGUAACAUGACUGCCCUUGUCAGACUAUGUAAAUAUUGCAACAAGUCCUUCAGGAGAGAACCACACCAGCUGCAGCACAAGCUUUGUUUACAGAACAGAUGACUAGAAGUCGGUUGACUUAUCAAACAAGUAAAGGAAAACAAUCCAUCUUUGGAGAUUUCAAAUUGUUUUCAUUAACUGCAUAAAAUAACAUUAUGUUGAUCGUUUUAGAUUACUAUGUGCA
Messenger RNA from Pseudophryne corroboree (corroboree frog), 2606 nucleotides. RefSeq names its product solute carrier family 15 member 1 (gene SLC15A1). Gene Ontology annotation, biological process: dipeptide import across plasma membrane. The record is from RefSeq and is a predicted model, not a curated record. Gene Ontology annotation, cellular component: plasma membrane. The transcript has 24 exons. Lineage: Eukaryota; Metazoa; Chordata; Amphibia; Anura; Myobatrachidae. Gene Ontology annotation, molecular function: dipeptide transmembrane transporter activity. The coding region runs from base 1 to 2388 and encodes 795 amino acids.